AUGUGUUUUUUUGAGAAAAUUGACGAAGGUAUAAAAUGUACACUAGAAUUCCAGGUAAUAACUGGUGGGCAUUAUGAUGUCGACUUGGAGAUUGUGGCUCCUAAUGGACAGAUGCUUUAUAAAAAUACCAAGAAGCAGUAUGACACAUUUGUGUGGAAAACAGACCAAGCAGGAGUUUUCAAAUUCUGUUUCAGUAAUGAAUUCUCUACUUUUUCACACAAAGUGGUUUACUUUGACUUCCAGGUUGGGGAAGAACCUCCACUUACUAAGAAUAUGGAAAGUCAUGCCACUGCUCUUACUUUGAUGGAAUCCGCAGCUGUUAGUGUCCAUAAUUCACUGAAUGAAGUCUCUGAUUAUCAAACUCACUUGAUGCUACGGGAGGCAAGUGGCCGUGCAUUUGCUGAAUUCUUGAACGAGCGGGUUUUCUACUGGUCAAUAUGUGAGACAGUGGCUGUGCUGGUCAUUGGAAUCGGUCAGAUAAUUGUUUUGCGCAGUUUCUUUACAGACAAACGGCCAACUAGCACGAUACAGUCAUGA
Molecule: messenger RNA, 537 nt
Organism: Acanthosepion pharaonis
Lineage: Eukaryota; Metazoa; Mollusca; Cephalopoda; Sepiida; Sepiidae
Source: the annotation of a GenBank genome assembly